This is a messenger RNA of Glycine soja, 1022 nucleotides long. Its product is annotated as protection of telomeres protein 1b-like. Gene Ontology annotation, molecular function: telomerase inhibitor activity; G-rich strand telomeric DNA binding. Gene Ontology annotation, biological process: telomere capping; regulation of telomere maintenance via telomerase. Bases 110 to 751 code for a protein of 213 amino acids. The record is from RefSeq and is a predicted model, not a curated record. The transcript is spliced from 5 exons. Gene Ontology annotation, cellular component: nuclear telomere cap complex. Lineage: Eukaryota; Viridiplantae; Streptophyta; Magnoliopsida; Fabales; Fabaceae.
UUGCAGGCUUGAAGAAGAAAUUAACUCUCCACUUCCUCUACAACUAGAACCCUUGCCUUUGUCAAGAGAGGUUUUAUGUACUUUGCCCGUUGUUGGAUCCAUCUUGAGGAUGACAUUUGAUGCAGACCUUGUGAAAAGUCAUUUACACCUUUUAAAUGUUGAUAAAUGGGUCAAGUUUAUGAAUAUGCGUCUUAAGGUGGCUGAUGGACUAUGGCUCGGCGUUUUUACCCCUCAAUCAAAACUUCAAUAUACACCAAAUGAGGACGGUCUGAUUGUUGAACGUCAAAGGUUGUCUGAAGAGUGGCUAUUCCCUAAGCCUUCAUUUAUUACAGAAGAAGUUAAUCAAGAUCAUGCUAUCCCUGUUACUUUAAUGACUGUCCUCACUCAUUCAGAGGUGACUGCUAAAUUCAAGUGUGUUGUUCGAGUGGUAGCAGCAACGCCAUGCCAAGCUGAAAAUCUGUUAUCUAGUACUGGGGAAUAUAGAAUGCGGCUUACACUAGAGGAUUCAACAGCUAGAAUUCAUGCUUUUGUAACUGCCAAGGAUGGGGAGGUUCUUUUUGAUGGUUAUCCGGACAUUGAUGAGUUGACAAGGAAGCUAAACAUAUUACUUGGAGUAAAUGAGGUAAAGGAUGCUCCAAGAAAUCCACCAUGGGUUUGUGUUUGUCUCAAGUCAUUUUGUGUCUCCAAAACUGAUGUAUGGAGCAGUAGAACCUUUAAAAUAUUUGACACCAAAAUAGUGGGAGAUACAUGACAUUCUUUUAAAGGCAAUAUGUGGUAGGACGUGUUUAUAGGUAUCCUAGAAAAUGCAACUAUAUUUUGGUUAGAAAGAUAGAAUGUGCUCAUGUACAUAGAAAUCCUGGAAACUCAUUUUUUGUUAUCUUCCAGGGCUCUUAUAUACUGUAGUUUAAAUGUAAAUGUGCAGAUGAAAUGUGCAGAUUAUAUUACAAGUGUAUAUUUUGGUGAGAAAUGUAUUCAUGCACAUGUCAAGUAUUUAAUAUGAUUAUUACCAUGCUGUCUUAUUA